This is a messenger RNA of Symbiodinium necroappetens, 1443 nucleotides long. NCBI's taxonomy places the organism in Eukaryota, Dinophyceae, Suessiales, Symbiodiniaceae. The record is from the annotation of a GenBank genome assembly.
GUUUCCAUGGAAAGUAUCCAGGUGGUCAGCUCGCCCACAUCGAAGCUGGACGUGAAUCCAAAUAUCAUACGAGGCAUAACGCUGCGAAAGUGUUUGCGACAUGUGAGACGCGUAUGGUGGAAGUCUCCUCUCGAUCUUUCGGCAGAUAGUCGAGCAGCCUUGUGGCAGUUAGCAGGGCCAGUGUCUGGCUUUGACAUGUUUUUUUCACAUACGUGGCAGACCUCGGGGCUUGCCAAAUGCUGCGCGCUCUUGCUACAAUCCACGUGGCUAUGGUGUUUAGCAGUGUGGCUCCUGACCACGGUUGUUAUGAUGGUCCUAUACAGCCAGAAUCUGCUGCCCAUGAUGGGUCGAUAUUCAACACCUGAGCCCAUCGGGCAGAACCUGCUUCCUUUAGGACCUUGGCUCACCGUCUUUAGCCUGCCUUCAUGCCUCCUUGGCAUAAUCCUCGCGGUGUACUUACCGGAGAGGAUCUAUGCCUCGCCAACUUGCUUCCUGGAUUCAGUCAGCAUCAACCAAAGUGACCAAUCUCUCAUGAUGCAGGGCAUCUAUGGACUCGGUGGCUUUCUCAAAGCUUCGAGAGAACUGCGCAUCCUUUGGUCGCCUCCAUAUUUCUCCAGAUUGUGGUGUAUAUUCGAGCUCGCAGCUUACCGCACGGCGAACCCGACUGGCAAAAUCAUGCUGGCACCAGUGUUCGUGGAGAGUGCAGUGGCUGCUUACUUUUUUGGGAACUAUGGCAUAGCUCUGCUCUUCACAGAUCGGGAGGCUUUUCCGGCCCUGUCAAUCCUGGGACAGGUGAUUUCUAUCUUCCUUCUUGUCCGCUACUUGCGAAGGAGUUUGGGGGUGAAGCGGAAGCUCAUCUCUGAUUUGCGAAGCUUCAGGGUGGAGGAGGCCGAGUGCAGGCUUCAGUACGAUCGGGAUUUCGUCUUAAAUGCCAUCACCGAAUGGUUUGGCAGCAAGGAUGCCUUCACCGAGUAUGUCAGGGGAGACCUCGGCAGAGACGCAAUGUCAGGAUACACCACAGGUGUCAUUCCAAUCCAGUAUCAGCUGUUGUUGGUGUUGCCAGACAUAAGCCUGAACCUGGACACCUUCGUGUCGCUCUGGAUGGGGAACUUGCCUACCGAAGUGCUGGUCUCGCACUUUUUGGGUAUGGUCCUUGGGUACUCCCUAUGCUGGCGCAUGGUGUCCUUCAGCUUGAUAGCCUCCCUCUGCGACCUAGCUCCCUCACUCAGUAGCUGCAAGAUGUUGCUUGUGGAUGUCCUAAUUUUUCUUGCCGGGAAUUCGUGCAUUACCGGUGGAAUCUUUGCUGCGCAAGCCGCCUACGGCCGCGGGGUAGCCUGGGCCACAAGCUGGUUUCUUGCGGCAGGUCUGCUAGCGGUGCUUUUCCAGGGCACGUUGCAGAAAUGGUGUAGCAGAUGCACCGCGCUUUUGAAGGAUGCUAAAUGA